UGUUUGUUUAUAGUUAUCUUGCUCUCCCAAAAAUUUCUAACACCGUGGCCCUAACUCAGCUAAUAAAGUUUUCCGGUUCUAUGCAUUCAAAAGCGACAUCAAAUGAGAGAAGGAUAAUGAAAGAUCUUUUAUUGACUCUGAUCUCUGUGUUCUUGGCUCAAAUAAGAAAGAAGGAAAAGGAGGUUGAAACUAGUGAUUUUCUGGAAGCAGCAAAAGCUUGUUUAAAAAUCUGCAGAGUUCAUGGUGUUCCUCUGCUGAUCAAUGACAGGAUUGAUGUAGCUCUUGCUAGUGAUGCUGAUGGUGUUCAUAUUGGGCAGUCCGACAUGCCUGCUCAUGUUGCACGGGCUCUUCUUGGGCCUGACAAAAUCAUUGGUGUAUCAUGCAAAACACCGGAGCACGCCCUGCAAGCAUGGAUAGAUGGGGCUGAUUACAUUGGCUCUGGGGGUGUAUAUCCAACCAAUACCAAAGAGAACAAUAAGACGAUUGAAGAAAUGCUGGAGAUCGCCAAGGAGUCAACCAAAUGGGCAAAUUGAAGAAAUGCUGGAGAUCGCCACACACUUCCAGUUCCAGGCAAAGCAACCUCAACUUUUAUUUCUUGAUUAAACUUAUGAAAGUAAACACUUGUGUGUAGAGAAGUAAAUGCAGGCACUAGGUUUCGAUAUCGUUUCAUUGAUGCUGGUACAGUAGGAGAUUGAAACUAAACAUAUUCUUGAAGUUCAGUACGUGUUCAUUGCCAAGGUUGAUGUUUUACUUUGCCUUUCAAGUUUUUUUUUUGGAAGUCAUAUGCCUCUCAGAGACAUCUGAUCUUAGUCUGUUAUAUACUCCCUUGCCAUUUCAGGUGGAUUUUUGUGUUGGUAUUGGUGGAUCUCUUGUUAGUUCAAUACUUCAGCCGGAGUCCUGGAGAUAUGUAUCGAUGGACAAUAAUUGCGAAAUCUAGUUAAUCAGUUGUUUUAGCGAUGAAAAUAAAUUCAAAUUUUAUGUAGUA
Molecule: messenger RNA, 985 nt
Organism: Nicotiana attenuata
Lineage: Eukaryota; Viridiplantae; Streptophyta; Magnoliopsida; Solanales; Solanaceae
Product: thiamine biosynthetic bifunctional enzyme TH1, chloroplastic-like
Exons: 2
Coding region: 81-533 (150 amino acids)
Biological process (GO): thiamine biosynthetic process
Cellular component (GO): chloroplast
Molecular function (GO): hydroxymethylpyrimidine kinase activity; phosphomethylpyrimidine kinase activity
Source: RefSeq, a predicted model, not a curated record